UUCAAGUAGGUCUGGAGUUUGGGGAACCCCGGUUAGCUAGCUAAUGUCAUUAGCAAAAGUUAAACAGUAGACAAAGGUGGGAAACAAGGAGUCGUUUUUAAAGUUAACGUUACAGGGCUACAAUUUGUGACCACAAUCAGUCAUUUAAAAAUGAAGUGUCCGUCCAACUACGAGGAACCCCGGUUUCCAUGCAACAUGGAGAAACAUGUCGCAUACAAGGAGUCGGGCCUGAAAACCUCCCCACUAAAGGAAUGCGUCCAAGUAGUAGUCAAACCACAGCUCUCACCAUGUGUCACCACCGCUGCCAACUUUUGCCUCAAGGAUAAUGUGAAAGGUGUUCACAAUAAGGAGAACAACCAACAUGAUGGGGUACUUGACGAGGUAAACCUAGGCUGUGAAGCAUUCGAGGACAGCGGUUUCCUCUCUUUACAGAACAGCCAGAUAGAGGACGUUGAUAACAUAAAGGAACUAGAGCAGUCUCCAGGACAGGAUAUAUUCUCCCCAUGUACUCCAGUUGCUGAUUAUCACAAGGCUAAGCAUACUGCCUCAAAACUCCCCAUACUGAAGUUUCAACACGCUGUAUGCCAAGAACUCGCCAACAGUUUCAAGAGGACCCAUAGCUAUGACUGGUCUGUCAUUAGCCGGCUAGCAGAGGACUCUGGCCUUGAAAGGGUUUUGGGUGGGAACAUGGGCCUUGAAUAUAUGGAUGUUUUAAAAGCACUGCUGGAGAGGGACAUGAAGCACAUCCUCACCAGGAUCCUGCGUCUGCUAGGAGAUGUCAACUUGAUAAGCUGUAGAAAAGUGAGCAAGACCUGGAGAAAAAUCAUCUACCAAGACAAGUCUGCACUCCGUAGAUGCGACCAGGCUAAACAGAGACUCAGGGACCCAAGAACUUCUGUAGGACUGGAGAAUGUCGGCUCUUUGACACGAGACGCCGCCCUGUCCCGGGUUGUAAUGUCCUGUAUGCAGAGGGUAGCUUCAACCCCUAUCCAUAAGUCUAACUAUAGGAUGCUCUCCCAGAGAGAAGGCACACCGUCGCUGUACUGCUCCCAGCAAUCUCGCUUCAGAGAAUACCAAGAGGCUGCCAGUUUGCUGAAGCAGCACGAGUCGCUGAAGCCCUGUAAGCGCUGCGGCUCUCCUGCCAAGCACAACGCAGAUGCCAUGAGGGCCACCUGUACCCGCCUCAGCUGUGCCUUUGACUUCUGCACCCUGUGCCAGGGCCCUUUUCAUGGCUCCUCAGCCUGCCACACAGGGCUGGCCCGGGGGCCUAGCAGCUCCAGAGCCAUCCUCAUCGGCAGCGCUCGCAGCAAGAAGAACGUCAGGCGCCUGUGAGAUCAACGCAGCCCUGGAUGAAGACUCAAUAACGCACCUUUUUUUAAAACCAACUAAAUUUCAACUAUUAUUUAUUAGUUUUAUUCAUGGACCUUUUAGCCCACUGCCUCCUCUCCACAUACCAAAGGGAUCUCGGCUAUUGGAAUACCCUGUAUUAGAACACAUUGUAUUCUGGGACAAUCCCGUGAUGCCAGGUGUCCGGCAUUUGUCGUCAGAAAGCGACAAUCUUACUGGAAGCCAAAAAAAGAAUGUUUACCUGAAUUGUACAUUCAUUUCAUAUUUCAUGGAAUAUCCGUCUGUAAAUAUAUUUGUCUUUUAAAUGUGAAAUGUAAAUAUUUAUAUUGUUGAAAUAAAUGUAUCUUUCGCGAUUUUCUAAA
Messenger RNA from Coregonus clupeaformis (lake whitefish), 1709 nucleotides. RefSeq names its product F-box protein 5 (gene fbxo5). Gene Ontology annotation, molecular function: zinc ion binding; protein binding. Gene Ontology annotation, cellular component: nucleus. Lineage: Eukaryota; Metazoa; Chordata; Actinopteri; Salmoniformes; Salmonidae. The record is from RefSeq and is a predicted model, not a curated record. The transcript is spliced from 5 exons. Gene Ontology annotation, biological process: regulation of mitotic nuclear division; negative regulation of meiotic nuclear division. Bases 151 to 1332 code for a protein of 393 amino acids.